GUGCUUUUGGAUCAGCGCUGCUGCAACCUUCACGGCGGAUGGACGCUUCCAGCUUUCAUCGCCUUUGGCUUUGCCGGAUUGCGUCUUAGGCGCGCCCUUCGGUGAACACGUCACAACGCGGCUGCCACACGUGGACAAUGGCCACAGCGCAUCAUCAACACGCACCGUGACGUCACCCGACUAUCUCGGACCUGCUGACUUUCUGGCUUUAAAAGGGACGCCCGUUUCGGCAAGCAUCAGUGGACACGGCAACACUGCCGUGGCAAUGUCACCGACUUUCCCGCUCCUUGUGCAGGCUCUAUCUGGGUGCUUUUGGAUCAGCGCUGCUGCAACUUUCACGGCGGAUGGACGCUUCCAGCUUGCAUCGCCUUUGGCUUUGCCGGAUUGCGUCUUAGGCGCGCCCUUCGGUGAACACGUCACAUCGCGGCUGCCACACGUGGACAAUGGCCACAGCGCAUCAUCAACACGCACCGUGACGUCACCCGACUAUCUCGGACCUGCUGACUUUCUGGCUUUAAAAGGGACGCCCGUUUCGGCAAGCAUCAGUGGACACGGCAACACUGCCGUGGCAAUGUCACCGACUUUCCCGCUCCUUGUGCAGGCUCUAUCUGGGUGCUUUUGGAUCAGCGCUGCUGCAACUUUCACGGCGGAUGGACGCUUCCAGCUUGCAUCGCCUUUGGCUUUGCCGGAUUGCGUCUUAGGCGCGCCCUUCGGUGAACACGUCACAUCGCGGCUGCCACACGUGGACAAUGGCCACAGCGCAUCAUCAACACGCACCGUGACGUCACCCGACUAUCUCGGACCUGCUGACUUUCUGGCUUUAAAAGGGACGCCCGUUUCGGCAAGCAUCAGUGGACACGGCAACACUGCCGUGGCAAUGUCACCGACUUUCCCGCUCCUUGUGCAGGUUGGUGAUCGAAGAUACGGUUUUCGCAGUGAUUUUCUAUGCUUAGUUGUGUUGCCGUGUCCACAUACUCUCUUAUGCUGUAUGUCUGAGUGUUUUGCCGUUGCUCGUUUGCUAAUGGCUCGCUCGGGAGAUGUGGAAGAAAAUCCCGGACCUAUCACCGAAGAAAUGUUUAACGAGAUAAUUAAGACACAGAAGGCGGUCUUGGAAAAAGUAACUAAUAUUGAAAAAAACCAAGCAUCGUUUGAGGCUCGAGUAGAAGGCAGGCUUUCGAAAAUAGAGGAAAGAUUAGAGAUCUUGGGCGAAGCUCCAGCUAGGCUUGCUAACCUUGAGAAGUUUGCCAAUGAAACUGAAGCUGCAAUGGCAACUCUUGGUAAAAGAGUUGACCACUUGGACCGUAAAUCAAAUUCUGACAGUAAUGCUCUCGUCAAACGAAUUGAUGACCUCGAUAAUCGCUCUCGGCGAAAUAAUCUCAUUAUCAGAGGGAUAAAAGAAGAUGUGAAUGAAACUGAAGAGGCAUUACGUAAGAAGGUCAACGUUGAUGUUUUUCAUGCAAUCCUAAACCUAAAAGUUGACUCAGUCGAACGGAUUCAUCGCCUAGGAAAGCGACAGGGUGGUAAAGAUCGGCCAAUCAUCUUGAGACUCUCAGAUUUUCGAGAUAAAACUAAAAUCCUGCGAAACUGCUUUAAGCUUCGGGGUAAGGAAAUCAGCAUCAAUGAAGACUUUUCUAAACGAAUUCUUGAGAUCCGCAGACGACUAUGGGAUUCCAGUUCGGAGGAGAGGAAAAGGGGGAUCAAGGUGAAACUUAUGUUUGACAAGAUGAAAAUAAAUGACGUAGUGUAUGGUUGGAACGAGGCUACCAAUAUGAGGUACAUAUGUAAGGAACCUUCCGAAAGACAUGACAGGCACGGUAACAACGAUUGACGGCGUCACAGUGCUUCUAAACAGUUCAAGAUAAUAAACAUAAAU
Molecule: messenger RNA, 1873 nt
Organism: Dermacentor silvarum
Lineage: Eukaryota; Metazoa; Arthropoda; Arachnida; Ixodida; Ixodidae
Exons: 1
Coding region: 266-1828 (520 amino acids)
Source: RefSeq, a predicted model, not a curated record